This is a messenger RNA of Parnassius apollo (apollo), 678 nucleotides long. The record is from the annotation of a GenBank genome assembly. NCBI's taxonomy places the organism in Eukaryota, Metazoa, Arthropoda, Insecta, Lepidoptera, Papilionidae.
AUGGCAGCAAAAGGACACAAAAACCUUGUCUGGGGGUGUUGCUCGAUUGGUCUGCAGGACCAGAACUAUAUGCAAUGUACAGAAUGCACCAAACUUUAUCAUUUUGAAUGUCUGUCAAUACCAAGCAAUGAAGACGAUCCUACCACGUCUACGUGGCUGUGCCCUCAAUGUCAUGGAACGCAAAAAUUGGGUAAUAAUGAUAACACCCCGGUUCGCUACAACCCAAAUAUAACUGUGAGAAAGAGACAAGCAUUGAACUCCCCACCAAAGGCUUCAGAUGAAAGGCCAAUAACAAGGGAUGAGAUGCAAGAAAUUAUCAAGGACAUAGUGACUCAAUUCCAAAAGACAAUGCGCAUCACCAUAUCGGACAUCCUAGGCACUGAACAAAAAUCUUUGAAGGAGGAAAUAGUGGAUAUGAAGGAGUCUAUGAAUUUCAUGAAUACAAAAUAUGAAUCUAUCACAAAGGAGCAGGCCAAUGAAAAAAUAAAACGCCUAGAGACGGAGAAUGCACUGCAGUCAAAGGCAAAGAAGUACGGGAAAAGUAAUUAUCCUUGUACAAUGACUGAUGGUAUUAAGAAGUCAUCUAGUCCUAGGGAAAUCUGCGACUUAUUUGCGUACUACUUUGGAGCUGUGUAUAAUUCUCAAGAUAACGUAAACUCAGACUUGAAUGUCAGCUAA